Messenger RNA from Paramecium octaurelia, 468 nucleotides. NCBI's taxonomy places the organism in Eukaryota, Ciliophora, Oligohymenophorea, Peniculida, Parameciidae. The record is from the annotation of a GenBank genome assembly.
AUGGAUAGAAAUUAGUCAGAAGAAGAGAAAAAGAACUAGAACCCAUUGGAUUAAUACUAUAAUUCAUUAUUAUUUCCAUCUUAAGGGUUAUCCUGUUAUUCAUAGUUCUUACCAACUUAUUCUAUAGAUACUUGCUUCAUUCUCUCCCAAGAAGUUCAAUCUACAAUAUUUUAAAUAGAAACACAAAUGAUCCCUAAAAAGAAAACCAUGGAAAAAAUUCUAAGGAUUUCAAAAAGAAUUCAAAGAAAAACUAAAAAAAAUCAGAAUUCUAAAAUUAUUGCCAAUCCAAUUCUAAACUAGAUUAGAGAUCUUAUAAAUUAAGUUAAUUAAGACACUCCUUUCUACCGAAUCAAAGUUGUUAAAAAAUUGAAAUCGGUGAUUGAAAAUCUAGAAAAUCUGUUAGAAAAUAUAAAACAUCAACUCCUUGUUUAGCUUUAAGAUUAGGAGUCCCAUAUAAUAAGUCAAUGA